Anarrhichthys ocellatus (wolf-eel) is the source of this 1413-nucleotide messenger RNA. Its product is annotated as E3 ubiquitin-protein ligase RNF38-like. The transcript is spliced from 8 exons. Lineage: Eukaryota; Metazoa; Chordata; Actinopteri; Perciformes; Anarhichadidae. Gene Ontology annotation, molecular function: ubiquitin protein ligase activity. The record is from RefSeq and is a predicted model, not a curated record. Gene Ontology annotation, biological process: protein ubiquitination. The annotation marks the transcript as partial.
GUGCCAAGUGUGAGACUCACUGUUUGACUGGUGAGGAAAGCCCCAGUCCAAAGCGCCAGAGGCUGUCCAGUCAGUCUGUUUUGGAACAGCUGACCUCAUCCGCCCCCCCACCAUCCACCCCGUCUCCCCCCAUCCGCCCCUGGGAGUCAGGACCCCCAAGUCGAAGGCAACCUCACCCCCACACGCACUACCAUCAGGAGAGAUGCCUCACUCCUGCUCGGCACAGACGCAGCCCGCCAGCGAGGCGCCAGCGCGGCCGUCUCGCCAGACCCACCCGUCACAUGCCUCCCCAUCACCACCCCUCCACCCAAGGCCCUGCACCUCGCCUGUCGCCAUUAGAGCACCAGGAUGAAAACUACCACCACAACCCCCAUCCCUCCACACACCAGGCAUACCCAACACACACACCCAGCGUCUAUGGUCAGCCUCCUACAGUUGGAGGGGCAGGUUUGGAGGAGCCCCGAGCUUUCCACCCUCCCACCAUGUCGCCCCGACUACUGCACCCGGCUUCCCACCAUCAUCACCUUCACCAUCAUCACCCGCAACAGCAUCAUGCAACGCAACAGCAGCAAGGAGCCAUGGUCAUGGACUUGCAUGAACAGCUGCAGCAGGCCAGUGUACCAGUGUCCUACACAGUGACCCCAGUCCCUCCGCACAGCCUGGCAGCGCCUUUGUGCAGCGGCCAGCACCUUCCUCCCACCUGUUCCUCACAGCAAGUCCCCGCCUGCAGUGUGGUUUUCAGCACUGGACAACACUACCACCCGAUGCUACAGGCUUGUUCAAUGCAACAUUUGCCGGUGCCCUAUGCCUUUCCCUCGCUGCUGUCCAGUGACCCUCAGUUCCUGCUUCCCCAUCCACCCCACCUCUCCCACCACCCGCCCCACCUCCCCACACCCGCACAGUUCCUGCCUUUCCAGACGCAACAGCCACGAUCGCCUUUACAGAGGAUCGAAAAUGAGGUUGAUAUUCUGGGAGAGCAGCUUUCAGUAGGUGGAGGCUUCAGCUACGCCCAUCAUCACCACCACCACCACCACCACCAGCCUCACUCCACCCUGCCGCCCGCCACACCACUCCAGUUCCUCUCGCACCAUGACCCCCUGUCGCAUGAGUUCUUUACAGUGCCCUAUCCCCACUUUAUGCCUCGCCGAUUCACAAGUCGGCGUUACCGCUCUCAGCAGGCUGUGCCCCCAUCACCCUACCACCCCAGCUUCCUGCCUUACUUCCUGUCUAUGCUUCCCGUGCCCCCAAAUGUGGCCCCCACUAUCAAUCUAGAGCUGGAUGUUGAUGACGGAGAGGUUGAGAACUAUGAGGUAGGACAAACUGCUACCUGUCAACCAGUAAUGAUGUUAAUACGUGAUACACCUAAGGAUAUCAUUUUGGUUUUUAAAGUGACUUCUUCUUCUCUCUCUCUCU